Pseudomassariella vexata is the source of this 1794-nucleotide messenger RNA. Its product is annotated as glycoside hydrolase family 43 protein. The coding region runs from base 1 to 1689 and encodes 562 amino acids. NCBI's taxonomy places the organism in Eukaryota, Fungi, Ascomycota, Sordariomycetes, Amphisphaeriales, Pseudomassariaceae. Gene Ontology annotation, molecular function: hydrolase activity, hydrolyzing O-glycosyl compounds. The record is from RefSeq and is a predicted model, not a curated record. Gene Ontology annotation, biological process: carbohydrate metabolic process. The transcript has 12 exons.
AUGUUGUCGGUUGGGAACUCGACAUUUUCCAAUCCUAUUCUACCUGGCUUUCACCCUGACCCAAGUUGCAUUUUUGUGCCUCAAUGGGAUGACACCUUCUUUUGUGCAUCGUCCAGCUUCAACGCUUUCCCAGGAAUACCCAUCCAUGCCUCCAAAGACUUGAAAAACUGGAAGCUGAUUGGCCAUGCUCUCAACCGCCGUGAACAGCUUCCAGAGCUUAUGGAAACAAACAAGUCAACCAGCGGCAUAUGGGCCCCAGCAAUUAGAUACCACGAAGGAACUUUCUAUCUGGUCACUACCCUGGUAAACGACGAUCGACUAGCGAAUGAUGCUUCCAGAUGGGACAAUGUCAUAUUCAAAGCGAAGAACCCGUACCAUCCUGCAUCUUGGUCUAAAGCCAUUCACUUCGAAUUCGAGGGGUAUGACACGUCUCCCUUCUGGGAUGUAGACGGCAAGGCAUAUGUAACCGGCUCUCACGCAUUUCAUGUAUUAGCAAAUCUUGACACGGGCGAAGUCGGACAAUGGAUUACCCUGUGGAAUGGAACAGGUGGGCCCGCACCAGAAGGACCUCACUUGUACCACAAAGAUGGAUAUUAUUACCUGCUUAUUGCCGAAGGGGGCACGGGAAUCCUUCAUAUGGUGACGAUGGCAAGGUCAAGGAGUAUGAAUGGUCCAUAUGAGCCGGCACCGUCGAAUCCACUCUUGACUAAUGCAAAUACAACAAAUUACUUCCAAACUGUAGGUCACGCAGAUAUCUUCCAAGACGCGACUGGAAACUGGUGGGGUGUUGCCCUGUCCACACGAUCAGGCCCCGAUUGGAAAUAUUUCCCCAUGGGCCGGGAGACUGUCAUGACCCCCAUUACGUGGGAAGAAGGGCAGUUUCCCAUAUUUUCCCCAGUGAACGGUGAAAUGGGUGGUUGGUCCUUUCCGCCGAGAAACGUGGAUAUCGAUGGAACAGGGCCAUUCAUUACAGAGGGAGACGACAUCAACUUUGAGCCUGGCUCUAGUCUGCCUGCCCAUUUCACCCACUGGAGAUUUCCAAUUUCCGAGUCGUACACGAUAUCCCCGCCAGGUCACCCAAACGUAUUGCGGCUUGGCCCAUCCAAGUUGAACCUGACUGCAUUGAACGGUAAUUAUGUCGGCCCCGCCGGUCAGACCUUUGUAGGUCGUCGACAGCAAGACACGCUAUUCACCUACAGUGUCAACUUAGACUUCUCCCCAGGCGCAGCUGAGGAAGAGGCCGGGGUGUCGGUGUUCUUGACACAGAAUCACCAUCUAGAUCUAGGAGUAGUGAUGCUACCAGCAAACAGAAGCACAGCACCUUUCCCUGGAACAAACAAUACAGUGCCCAGCGAUCCCACAGAGCUGAUCCCCCAAUUCAGGUUCCGUGCUGAGUCUUUCCUCCCUGUUCCGAGCCCUGCCAUUUUGCCUGUCCCUUCAGCUUGGGUUGGGAAACCGCUACGGCUUGAGAUCAAAGCUAGCAACAUGACGCACUACGCCUUGUCUGCAGGUCCGGCUGGUGCAUUGUCGGAGAUGCAGACCGUUAUGACGGUUUCUAAUGACCUGGUGAGCUGGGGAUUUACGGGUACAAUUCUGGGAGUAUACUGCACCAGCAAUGGCCGGGAAGGAACUACGCCUGCUUAUUUCUCGAAGUGGAAGUACGUCCCGCAAGGACAGUUCAAAAACUGACUUGGCGACUAAUGGCGGAAGCUUGCAGGACAAAGGGCUCAGACUAAUAGGUUCUAACACUCCUCGGAGCGACAUGGCCAACCGUAGUUUGAUGAGAAAGCUGAG